Molecule: messenger RNA, 3738 nt
Organism: Salpingoeca rosetta
Lineage: Eukaryota; Choanoflagellata; Craspedida; Salpingoecidae
Product: ATP-binding cassette
Exons: 12
Coding region: 1-3450 (1149 amino acids)
Biological process (GO): long-chain fatty acid import into peroxisome; fatty acid beta-oxidation; peroxisome organization
Cellular component (GO): peroxisomal membrane
Molecular function (GO): ATP hydrolysis activity; long-chain fatty acid transmembrane transporter activity; ABC-type transporter activity
Source: RefSeq, a predicted model, not a curated record
AUGACGCGUUGGCGACGAGGGCAUGUGCUUGCAGCCAGUGCAACCACGGCCGCUGCACUGUUUGCACUCAGAUGGUCGUACGUGACGGUGGCGGUGGUGCUGGUUCGGUCCAUCUCACCCAACUUUGCCAAGCUGUUCUCCAAGCGCAACAAGCUGAGCGAGGCCUUCCGCACGGCUGUUGGGCGACUUGUCACCCACAGCGAAGCCAUUGCCGCCCUCAACGGCGACGCACGCGAGCAGUCCAUUGUGCAGCAGGCGUUUGCCAGCCUCAACAGCCACAUCACGCGCAUGAUCAGCACUCAGUGGCGGUUUGGCAUGGCGGAGGACUUUAUCACCAAGUACGCAGCGUCCACCAUGGCCAUGAUUGUCAUCCUGGGGCCGUUCUUUGGUGGCGACCUGCGUACAGACUACACACCGGAAGGGAACGCCACCACGCUGUCCACGAUGCGCUACGUGACAAGCGUCAUCAUCCACCAGCUCACCGCCAUUGCCGGGCUGGCCCGUUGCCUGCGCAAGAUCAUGUCUCUGCAGAGCUACGUGCGGCGUGUGGGCGGCAUGCGCGAUGCCUUGCUGGAGAUUGCCGCACACGAGCAGGAGGAGGUACAGUUUGCGGAUGGAGACGCCAUUGCCUUUGAUGGCGUCGAGGUUGUCACGCCAACAGGCCAGAAACUCGUCUCUGACCUGUCCUUCCACGUGCAACCUGGCCGCAACAUGCUCAUCACGGGCCCGAACGGCGCCGGCAAGUCAAGCAUCUUCCGCUGCCUCGGCGCGCUGUGGACGGUGCAGCGUGGCACCAUCACCCGCCCCGGUGGCAGCGGCCAGGGUCUGCACGACAAGGUGUUCUACCUGCCGCAGAAGCCGUACAACGUUGUUGGCGACCUGCGUGACCAGAUCAUGUACCCGGUCACCUCAGAGGCGACCAAAGCCGCGCUGAGCGACGAGGACCUGCGGGCCCUGCUUCAACUCGUCGACCUUGCCUACCUCGUCGACCGCAGCCAGGCCACCACCGCCGUCAACUGGGAGCAGACCCUCAGCCUUGGCGAGACGCAGCGGCUGGCCAUGGCACGCCUCUUCUACCACCGGCCCGUCUUUGCCAUCCUGGACGAGUGCACGAGCGCGGUGUCGCACGCCAUGGAGCGUCGCCUGUACCGGCUGUGCGCCAAGUACAACAUCACGUGCAUCACCAUCAGCCACCGACCCGCCCUGACGGCCUUCCACGACCUGCGGCUGGAGCUGGACGGCAAGGGCGGUUAUGAUGUGCAGGAACUCGCACACAACACAACAGCCAUGCUGCGCCACUCAAGUGACAGCAGCAGCAGCAGUAGCAAUGCCGAUGAUGAUGGUGGCGAUGGAAGCGUGAGUCGUGAGAGUGACGAUGCCAUCGUUGUCCCGCAUCCUUCGGCUUCUCUUGUGCAGCACGCCAGCGACGGUGGUGAGGAUGGCGAGGAGAAGAACAUCACCUUGACCCAUCAUCAUCAUCAUCAUCAUCAUCACCACCACCAGCAGCAGCCACGCGAGCACGCCUCUCUGGCCUCCCCCCUGACCAGCAUGCCUCGCACAUCACGGCUGCGUCGACUCUUCAAGCUGCUGCGCUUCCUCGUGCCGUCCAUCACCAAGCGGGCAGGCAAGAUGCUUGUCGCCCUGGGUGCUGUUGUCAUCUUCCGCGUUGCGCUGACAGACCGCAUUGCCCGCCUGAACGGCGAGACGGUUCGCUUGCUGCUGUUGGAUGACCUGCCUGGCUUCAAGCGCCUCGUUGGCAUCAGCCUGCUGCAGUGCGUUGCGUCAAGCGUCCUUGCGCCAACCCUCAUCUACCUCACCCGCUCCCUCAGCCUCCACUGGCGCAACCAGCUUCAGGACAGACUCUCCGCCCUGUUCUUCAAACGCAAGGCGUUCUACAAAGCAAUUCAUGUGCAUCCGGACAUCACAAAUGUCGAACAGCGCAUGACAGACGACAUCGAGAAGCUGUGCCUGGAACUGGCCAACACCUUCCCCGACAUUGUCAAGCCUGUUGCGGACCUGGUGUGGUUCAGCCUGCAGUCUUGGCGCCUCAUUGGUGCCCGCCGCACCGCAAUGCUCUACACAUAUGUUGUCGUCGGCUUUGCUGUUCUCAAGUCCAUCACGCCAAACUUUGAGGGGCUCGUCAAGAAGUCGGCCACUCUCGAGGGUUCCUUCAGGUUUGUCCAGCGCCGCCUGCGCACGCAUGGCGAGUCAAUUGCCUUUUUCGGCGGAAACGAGAAGGAGGGAAGCAUUGCCCUCGCCGCCUUCAACGACAUUGUCAAGCACACCAAGCACACGGUUGCGAGCAAGUGGAUGUACGGGAUUGUGGACAACUUUGUUGUCAAGCAGCUGCCAACCAUCGUCACCUGGGUCCUUUCGCUCAUGUAUGCGCAGCAGGUAUCGCCGACUGCUGCGUACACGCAGGAUGUGCGCGAGGGCGGGCAGCUUGGCUUUGACCUCCGCUUCGUUGCCAGCGCCAUCUCCCACAUCUUCAUUGGCUCCGGCGAAAUGCUCCAGCUGCUCAAGCGCUUCCAGGAGCUCAGCGGCUACGCGCGCCGUGUCAUUGAGAUGGAGGACCUGCUGCUUGCGUUGGACGCGCAGAGCCAGCGGCGGGAGGGCGCCGGUGCCGUGCUUGCAGGCAACAUGAUCACCUUUGAGGGCGCAGACAUUGUCACGCCCACAGGCCGGACCCUCAUCAACGACCUGACGCUCUCCAUUCCACAGGGAGAAGCACUGCUCAUCACGGGUCCAAACACAUCCGGCAAGAGCUCCCUCUUCCGUGUGCUUGGUGGGCUGUGGCCGUUGCGUGCAGGCACCAUUGUCAAGCCAGGCGGCCACCAUAACACAACCGUGAAGGAGCUGUUCCUGGUGCCGCAGCGUCCCUACUGCGCAUCCGGCUCGCUCGCAGACCAGAUCACAUAUCCCGAGACUGCCGACACAGCAGACCCCGCUGUCAUCGCCCGGCUGAACGCACUGCUUGCCUCUGUGAACCUGAGCUAUCUCGUGGACCGGCAGGGCGGAUGGGACGCCGUCGAUGCCUGGGAGAACGUGUUGAGUCUUGGGGAGCAGCAACGGCUCGGCAUGGCGCGGUUGUUCUUCCACGAACCGCUCUACGGCGUGCUCGACCAGUGCACAGACGCUGUGAGCGUUGACGUCGAGGAGCAGCUGUACCGAGAGGCGGAGAAGCGUGGCAUCACCAUCAUCACCAUCUCGCAGCGUGCAGCUCUCACCACGCACCACACGAAGGAACUGCAACUGCUUGGUGUGGACGCAGCCUGGAAAAUCAACGCCACACAGGCGAUAGCAGAUGCACACGGUACAGAUGGCGGUGAUGCUGACAAGGGGAGCACCCCUGCGGCCAGUGGUCGUGAUGAUGAUGAUGAUGGUGGUGAUGAUGGUGAUGGUGAUGGUGGCAGCAGCGAUGAGGACGUGGAGGACCUGAUGGCCCAUUGAUGCGUGGACACGAACACGUUUGACGUUUUCCACACUAGCUGCUGUUUUUGCUUGCUCGUGCUUGCUUGCUUGCUUGCUUGCGCCUGUUGAUUGUUCUUUACAACCUCUGUCUCUCUAUGUGCCUCUUCCUCUCCUCCUGUUCUCUCUUGUUCUCGCGUUAUGACCCGGGUGUUUGUUGCGUACCAUGUGUUAGCUUUGCUCGGAACGGUGGGUCUUUGUUGGGUGAUGGCGUUCACAUGACUCCAAUACAGUGUCACUGCCAUUUGUGAAUGGUGAGGAACCAAACCA